Blepharisma stoltei is the source of this 1554-nucleotide messenger RNA. The record is from the annotation of a GenBank genome assembly. Lineage: Eukaryota; Ciliophora; Heterotrichea; Heterotrichida; Blepharismidae.
AUGAUAUCUUUAAAAACAAAGGAAAAAAAAUUAAAAGAAGUUGCCGCUAAUUCUGUUCUAAAAAUAUCAAAAAUUUGUAAUGAGAAUGAGCAAACUCAUUUAUUAGCUGUUAUUUUAAAUUUAAUUGGAGAUGAGGAUUUUCAAGCAUUGGCAAUUGAAAUUCUUGGCAAGCUUUGUGAUGGCCUUGAUAUUUCUGCAUGUGAAACUUUUAUUUUACCUGAAGUUUUAAGAUUGUGUAGAGAUUCUCACUUAAAUGUAAAGAAAAAAGCAAUAAAAACACUUGGGAUUUUAGCAGGCUCUGUGUCGCUAAAUGCUUUUAUUAGCGAUAUAUAUCCGCUUUAUUUAUAUUUAUGCACAAACGAAAAUUGAAGCGUUAGAAAAAUAUGUGCUUCUAUUUUAGGAGAAAUAGCUUCAAAAGCAAAUUUUAAAGCACAAAAGACUACUUUAUUAGAAACUUAUUACCUUUUAUUAUGAGAUAGCGUUUUGAUGGUAAAGCAAGCUGCGAGAUCUCAAAUUGGAAGAUUUCUAUAUGAAACAAGAAGCAAUGAUGCGCUUAUUUUGAAAGAAUUAAUAAAUUUAAUUUCUGACCAAAAUGAGUCAUCUAUUGAAACCAUGAAAUUUUUACCAAGUAUCUUUAGAAAUAAUAAAGUAAAAGAAGAGUGAAUGAUAGAUAGAAUCAUACAAAUUUCAAAUAGCUCGAAUUCUAUAGUAAGAGGCUCACUAGUAGGGAUUUUAAAAUAUUUUUCAAGAAAUUGUUCACAUGAAAGCUUAAAAGAGAUAAUUCCAAUAUUCAAAGAUUUAUUAAGAGAUGUCGAUCUCGUCAAAAUAAAAGCCAUUAAAAUCCUACCUGAUUUUUUGCAGCAUCUUGAUUUAAAAGAUAGAAUUGAAUUUUUAUCAAUUUUAAGAAGAAUUCAAAUGAACCAGGUAGGGAUAAGGAUAAAAAAAUCGCUUGGUAAAAUAUUGAAAGAUGCAGCAAAACUAUUUCCGAAUAAUAUUACUAUUGAAAAAAUUUGGCCUAUAAUUACUGCUCUAUUAAAUGAUAAAAAUACAAUAGUAAGACAAGUAUCAUCAUUUUCUAUUGGUGCUAUUUCUGAAUUAUUAUGAAAUUCAUCACAAAAUUUUGAUGAGGAAAUUCAAAAAUUCUUCAGAAAUUCAGCUGGAAGUGAAAGCUAUCAAUUUAGAUUGAAUUUUGUAUGAAGCUUAAGGAAGAUAAAAAACAUUUCUUGCUUUGGCGAAUGGCUUUUAAAUAUAUUUUAUAAGCUUUGUGAGGAUUCUAUUAUUAGCAUAAGAAUUGCUUGUGCACAGCAUGUGAAGAUAAUGCUUGGUAGAAAUAAUUUAUAUAUAUGAAAAAGAGCAGCUUUUAUUUUAAAUUCAGAUCCUGAAUGAGAUGUUAUUUAUUUUCUAAAAGAAAAUUCCCAAAUCCAAAAGAAAAAGAAAUUCGAGUACUCCAUAAUUCCUCCAAAAAGACUCCCAAAAUUAAACACAGAUCCUGACUGAGAGCUUGUUUAUGCUUCUAAUACAGAUUCUUCAUCAAUAAAUAUUAUAAGUAUCUAA